Jaminaea rosea is the source of this 4647-nucleotide messenger RNA. RefSeq lists its product as hypothetical. The record is from RefSeq and is a predicted model, not a curated record. Gene Ontology annotation, cellular component: membrane; fungal-type vacuole. The transcript is spliced from 3 exons. Lineage: Eukaryota; Fungi; Basidiomycota; Exobasidiomycetes; Microstromatales. Bases 1 to 4647 code for a protein of 1548 amino acids. Gene Ontology annotation, biological process: transmembrane transport. Gene Ontology annotation, molecular function: ABC-type peptide transporter activity; ATP binding; ATP hydrolysis activity.
AUGGAUGGAGAUGAUACCCUAAACAUCGUCCCAUCUUACUUGCUCCCUAGCGCUGCUCUCUUCUUCGCAGCCUUCUCCCUCAUCGGCUCCCUGCCAUCCCUGGUCCCCGCUUUCGUCUCUAACGAGGAUGCAGCUGGGCAGACACAGCGUACUAGGGCAAGGAGGGUGCGAGAGAGACUGGAUAGAGAAGUCGAUCUGAGCGAUGCUGGAUACCGUAGGCAGCGGAUGAGGGUGCGCGCCUUGAUGGGCCUGGCUCUCCUUGAGGUCAUCGGAUGGUCCAUCGCGACUGGCCAUGAGCAGGACUGGGCCGUCAAGGGGGCUACGACGAUCGCCUGGGCAGCUAUACUCCUUCGUCUAACGCUGCAUAGCAACCACACUCCCUCCAUCAGACUCCUCGUCGCCCUUGUUGCCCUCUUCCUGGCCUCGCUGCAGCAGAGCCUUGAGUACCUGCCACGACCAAGUCCACGCCGCCUCGUCUACCACGCCAUCGACCUCGCCAACCUCGUCGUGUCAAUUUCUAUCGUUCUCAGCAUGCCCAUGGCACCUGGAGGCUGGGAAGCAGUCGUUGACGAAGAAGAGAGACAACGGAUCAAAGCGGGCGCCAUCGUCGAAGAGCAAGAGGAUCUCGUGGCUACGUACGAUGCCUGCCCCACAACGCCGGAGGACUACACUUCUCUCUUCGCCUCUUUCACAUACAAUUGGAUGAACGGCAUCAUGGCGCUAGCAAAGAGUAGGCCUUUGCUCCCAGCCGACAUCUGGCGACUGCACGCUAUCAAUGAUACGCGCCUUCUCUGGGCCAGAUUCAAGCAAACGGCGCCACAGCGACGCCUCGCGUUUCGUCUCGUCAAAGCCAAUGCGCGCGACGUCUCCCUUGACUUUGUUUACAAGAUCAUCAGCGUUUCCUUCGACUAUGCAACAGUAUACCUCCUUCGAGCAAUCCUCGAGUCCGUCUCUGCCGCCGCAGCCGCAGACGAAGAAGGAGCACCACCUCCGCCUCCUGGACAAUGGACGCAGAGGCAGAGGGCCUUCGUCUUCGCGCUGGCCAGCCUUUUGCUUAAACUCGCGCAGUACAGCUUCAACCUUCUGAACUUUCACCACGCGAGGCAGGUGGGCAUGAGAACACGCUCAAUCAUGGUCGCGGAGCUGUUUGAGAAGGCGCUCAAGCGGCGCAGCAUGGCCGGCGUGGUAUCUACGAAGGCAGAUCCAAAGGCGAAAGGGACAGAUGCUUCAACCGACGAGAGCAAAUUCAAGUCUUCCGAAGAGCGGCAAAAGAAAGAGGACGCUUCGACUGCCGGCGCCGACGUAGGCAAGCUCGUAAAUAUCAUGUCAAGCGAUACGAAUACCCUCCUCCGUCUAGGCUGCGAUGCCCACCAACUCUAUGGUGCUCCCUUUGAAGUCCUCGUGGCUGUCGUUUUCCUCUACAACAUCCUGGGCUGGUCGGCCCUGGCAGGCUUCUCCGUCUUUCUCCUCUCGACGCCCCUCAACUACCUACAGGGCAGGCAGAUGGUAGGCUUCCAGCAGAGAUGGAAGCAGGCUACUGACAGGAGGAUGUCACUCGUCUCGGAGCUGUUGGGCGCGGCAAGGUUUGUGAAGCUGCAGGGUGUGGGCAGCCAGUGGGAAGGCAGGAUCGUCGAAGCGAGGAAGAAGGAGAUCAGGGCUCUCCUCGGAGUGAGGAUCGUGCAGCUUGGCUUUGCUGUUACAUAUAUCUUUCUGCCCUAUCUGGUCACCUUGGUGUCCUUCUUUUUCUACGUGGUCGUGCAAGGGCAGACCCUCACUGUACCAAUCGCGUUCACCUCUCUCGCCCUCUUUCAGAUGCUACGCGGCCCCCUCGACACUCUGCCCGCCUUCCUGCAGAACAUCCUCGGCGCAAUCGUCUCUCUGCGCCGUCUCGAGGGGUUCAUGGGCGAGGAGGAAGUCGAUGCAAGCGUAUCGGCCCUGGCUCGACCCACUUCUACGUCUACCGCGUCAACAUUCACACAAUCCACCUCCUCGCAGCCGAUCUUGAUCAACCAAGGCUCGUUCGCAUGGGACAGCGCCCGUACCACCCUGCGUGACAUAACCAUAGCCUUCCAACCAGGCACGCUCAACGUGAUCGCCGGCCCGACGGGCUGCGGCAAGUCUAGCCUGCUGGAAGCCGUUCUUGGUGAGAUGAAAAAGACCUCUGGCAGCCUAGAUCUUCCCAAGUGGAGCGUAGAUGGCACUGUUGGCUCAGGCCUCUCGUACGCGCCCCAAUCUCCCUGGAUCGAAGGUGGCAAGUCCAUCAAAACCAACAUUCUCUUCUCCUCGCCCUAUGACCAGGCCCGCUACGAGAUGGUGCUGGACGCGUGCGGCCUACGCGAAGACCUUGCUCUCUUCGAUGAAGGCGACGAGACGCGCGUCAGCAACUUGACGCUUAGCGGAGGUCAGCAGGCUAGGAUAUCUCUCGCGCGAGCCAUGUAUGCGCCCUCACACACCGUGUUGCUCGAUGAUCCGCUGGCGGCCGUGGAUGCGCAUGUGCAGCGGCUGAUCGUUGACAAUGCGCUUACCGGCCCGAUUGCAAGGGGAAGGCGCAUUUUGCUCGUCACGCACCAUGUAAGCGUUGUCGCUAGGCAUGCAGACCAUUUCGUAUUCAUGCGAGAUGGUGCGAUUGAAGCUCAAGGAGACUUAGAGACGACGCAGGCGCUGGGAAAGGUCGGGCAGAGUGUUAGCAGAGCAGAGAGCUCUGCGGGCCCGUCUGGUAGCGGUACGCCUCGCAGUGCGGGAUCAUCCCCGCCUCUCGAGGGCGAGGAGCCAGUCGCGGCAGCCACAGACGCAGCUCCUGCGGGAGACGUCAGUAGGACAAAGCCCGGCUCCAAGCUUCUCUACGACCUCGAAAAGCGUCGCGCUGGCGCGGUCCAGCUCUCACUCUACAAGAUCUACCUCAAGGUCUCCUCUCCCAUAUUUUGGGGGGUGAUCAUCGCUCUGACCCUUCUCAACCGCCUGAAUACAUUCAGCGAACAAUGGUGGCUCGCAGCAUGGGGUGAUGCAUCCUCACCACACCGUUCAGGCUUGAAAGCUCGUCUGCCCCCUGCGGAAGGUCAUGCUGGAUAUUACCUUGGCGUUUACGCCUGCAUCGCUCUGGCCAUUGUCGUCAACAACGCCAUUCGGACGAUGAUCUUCUGGUACGUGACCAUUCGCGCAAGUCAGAGGCUCUACAGACAACUCUUGUCUUCGGUACUGGGCGCGAAGCUACGCUUCUUCGAGGUGAAUCCCCUCGGCCGCAUCCUCGUCCGAUUCAACCAAGACGUCAAUGUGCUGGAUUCGGACCUGCCAAACACGGUCUACCUCUUCCUUCGGCUGGUCCCUGGCAUCAUUGGGUCACUUGUCAUCUGUGCCGCUCUCGUGCCCUCCUUCCUCCUCCCGGCCGCACUUCUCUUUUGGUACGGGUCGAGAUACGUAAGAGGCUUCAUUGCUGCUUCGAGGGAUAUCCAGCGCAUAGAGUCGACAAACACCUCUCCGCUCUUUUCUGCAUUCUCGACUAGCUUGGCGGGCGUCACGACCAUCAGAGCUUUUGGUGCUGAGAGGGUCAGGCUAGAGGAGAUGCUCAAUAUCAUCGACGUCACCUCCGCCACCUGGUGGGCGCGCUGCACAAUGGACGUCUGGCUCCAAUUUCGGUCCCAGAUCCUCUCGGGCUGCGUCAUCUUUGCGGUCACCGUGUGCGCCCUCCUGGGCGGCGUACCGGCCAGCAGCGUAGGCAUUGCGCUCACAUCAGCCGAGUCCCUCGCCAUGUGGUCUACCUACCUCUGCGACAGCUACAAGCAGCUAACCAACAACUUCAACUCACUCGAGCGCAUAACGGAGUACUGCGAUCUUCCCUCCGAGUCCAAGAAGAAUGAGCGCGAGCCGCCGGCCGCAUGGCCUUCUGCGGAGGGUGGAGUGGAGAUCGAAGACCUGUCGCUGCGGUAUGAUGAGGGCCUGCCGGACGUGCUGCACUCUGUCGACCUUUCGAUCAGCAAGGGCGAGAAGAUCGGCAUAGUAGGCAGAACGGGCAGUGGCAAGACUACGCUUGUCUCAGCCCUUUUCCGCAGCCUUGAGCCUCGCACAGGCCGAAUAGUCAUAGACGGCAUAGACGUGUCCACCCUCCGGAUCGAGGCGCUACGCUCGCGGCUAGCCUUGGUACCACAAAGCCCUAUCCUCUUCUCAGGUACAUUGCGCAGCAAUCUGGACCCCUUCGAAGAGAAGACGGACGAAGAGCUCCGCUGGGCUCUCAGGCACGUUGGCGUGCCCGAUGAUCAUCCCACGCUACAGCUCGACGCCCCCGUAGCCGCUUCCGGCGCCAAUUACUCAGCAGGCGAGGCCCAGCUGCUGAGCCUUGCCAGGGCACUCCUUCGUGACGCUCGUUUAGUGGUUCUGGAUGAGGCUACAAGCUCCACGGACUCGCAGACGGAUGCACAGAUCCAGCGUGCCGUGAGAAGCCUGCAGAGCAGCAUUGUCAUUACGGUUGCGCAUCGCCUUGCGACCAUCCUGGAUUACGAUCGUGUAGUUGUCAUGAGGCAAGGGAGAAUUGUGGAGUGUGGAGCGCCGAGGGAAUUGCUGAGGAAGGAGGGGGAGGAUGCGGAGUUUAGGAGAAUGUGCGAGACAGCGGGUGUUGCGAUAGACGAGGAUCAGGCUGGCUCGUCAUCACGAUAG